Messenger RNA from Rangifer tarandus platyrhynchus (Svalbard reindeer), 1095 nucleotides. The record is from the annotation of a GenBank genome assembly. NCBI's taxonomy places the organism in Eukaryota, Metazoa, Chordata, Mammalia, Artiodactyla, Cervidae.
AUGCCCCACCAAUACCCAGCACUCACCCCGGAGCAGAAGAAGGAGCUCUGUGACAUCGCUCACCGGAUUGUGGCUCCGGGCAAGGGCAUCCUGGCUGCAGAUGAGUCCACCGGGAGCAUCGCCAAGAGACUGCAGUCCAUUGGUACCGAGAACACGGAGGAGAACCGGCGCUUCUACCGCCAACUGCUGCUGACCGCCGACGACCGCGUGAAUCCCUGCAUCGGGGGCGUCAUCCUCUUCCAUGAGACGCUCUACCAGAAGGCCGAUGAUGGGCGUCCCUUCCCCCAAGUUAUCAAAGCCAAGGGCGGCGUCGUGGGCAUCAAGGUAGACAAAGGUGUGGUACCCCUGGCAGGAACAAAUGGCGAGACAACCACCCAAGGGCUGGAUGGGCUGUCGGAGCGCUGUGCCCAGUAUAAGAAGGACGGAGCUGACUUUGCCAAGUGGCGUUGUGUGCUGAAGAUCGGGGAACACACCCCUUCCUCCCUCGCCAUCAUGGAAAACGCCAACGUCCUGGCCCGUUAUGCCAGCAUCUGCCAGCAGAAUGGCAUUGUGCCCAUCGUGGAGCCGGAGAUCCUUCCUGAUGGGGACCAUGACUUGAAACGCUGUCAGUAUGUAACUGAGAAGGUGCUGGCUGCUGUCUACAAGGCUCUGAGUGACCAUCACAUCUACCUGGAAGGCACCUUGCUGAAGCCCAAUAUGGUAACCCCAGGCCACGCCUGCACCCAGAAAUAUUCUCACGAGGAGAUUGCCAUGGCAACUGUCACGGCGCUGCGCCGCACAGUGCCCCCUGCUGUCCCUGGGAUCACCUUCCUAUCCGGAGGCCAGAGUGAGGAGGAGGCGUCCAUCAACCUCAACGCCAUCAACAAGUGCCCCCUGCUGAAGCCGUGGGCCCUGACCUUCUCUUAUGGCCGAGCCCUGCAGGCCUCUGCCCUGAAGGCCUGGGGUGGAAAGAAGGAGAACCUGAAGGCUGCCCAGGAAGAAUAUGUCAAGCGAGCCCUGGCCAACAGCCUUGCCUGCCAAGGAAAGUACACCCCAAGUGGUAAGGCAGGGGCUGCAGCCAGCGAGUCCCUCUUCAUCUCUAACCACGCCUACUAA